This is a messenger RNA of Podarcis raffonei (Aeolian wall lizard), 7187 nucleotides long. It is a transcript of the gene TAOK2, whose product is annotated as TAO kinase 2. Bases 650 to 3706 code for a protein of 1018 amino acids. Gene Ontology annotation, molecular function: ATP binding; protein kinase activity. Gene Ontology annotation, biological process: protein phosphorylation. NCBI's taxonomy places the organism in Eukaryota, Metazoa, Chordata, Lepidosauria, Squamata, Lacertidae. The transcript is spliced from 20 exons. The record is from RefSeq and is a predicted model, not a curated record.
CGUGAGGGCGGUGGCGCGUUCCGCUUCGGAGGUGCAAGCCUGAGUCCCCUCCGCAUCCAUUACCUGUGGGUCCUUUAUAGCUCACCCCACCUGAAAUAUAUGACAGGGGCUGCAACGUCCCACUUAGCCCGCGUCUUCCUUCCCUUAAUAGGCUUCCCAAAGAGUCGUCUGUCGGUAGGGCCUCUUGUCUGAUAGAGAUUUCCCCUCCUCUAAAUUGGGAUAUUCUCUCUUCUCCUCCCUCCCCCCCCCCCCACUGCCCUGAAGAGUCUCCGUAGAAUUGGGUCUGCUGGGAGACUCCUCAUUCACCUUUUCAAAGGGAUGCCCCCAUCCUUCCCCUUUAAGUAGAGCCCCCUGCACGUCUUCGCUUCUGCGGAUCCUUUCUUCCCUAGCCAAGCCAGAGAGAGGGAGAUACUCUAGGUGCCCUAUGUCUCCUACGCAGAGGCCUCCCUCGUCCAGGGGAGCCAGUGACAGUUCCCUCUAAACCCUCUUCCUUGAUUGGAGGAGUUGGGGAAGAGGAGGAGGAGGUCGGGGGUGUACUCCCCACCCCCAAUAUCCUGGAGCUGGAGCCGCAAGGGGAACAGUAUCAAGGCAGCUGCCGAGACUUACAGGAGAAGGGCAAAGGUGAAGCCCAGCCUCCUCCACGGCCGCCAUGCCGUCUAAUGCCCGGGCUGGCAGCUUGAAGGACCCUGAGGUGGCUGAACUGUUCUUCAAGGAUGACCCCGAAAAGCUCUUUGUUGACCUGCGGGAGAUUGGUCAUGGCAGCUUCGGAGCAGUCUACUUUGCCCGAGACAUACGUAACAAUGAAGUGGUGGCCAUCAAGAAAAUGUCCUACAGUGGGAAGCAGUCUAACGAGAAAUGGCAGGAUAUUAUCAAAGAGGUGAAGUUUCUGCAAAAGCUGCGGCACCCGAACACCAUUGAAUACAAGGGCUGCUAUCUACGGGAACAUACAGCAUGGCUGGUGAUGGAGUACUGCCUGGGCUCUGCCUCAGACUUGCUGGAAGUGCACAAGAAACCGCUGCAGGAAGUAGAGAUUGCAGCCAUAACACACGGUGCCCUGCAGGGGCUUGCAUACCUGCAUUCGCACAACAUGAUCCACAGAGAUGUGAAAGCUGGGAAUAUCCUGCUGACUGAGCCAGGACAAGUGAAACUGGGGGACUUUGGCUCGGCCUCCAUCAUUGCUCCCGCUAACUCCUUUGUUGGCACCCCAUACUGGAUGGCUCCCGAGGUGAUCCUAGCCAUGGACGAGGGGCAGUACGACGGCAAGGUGGAUGUCUGGUCACUUGGCAUCACGUGCAUCGAACUUGCGGAGCGCAAACCACCCCUCUUUAACAUGAAUGCUAUGAGUGCCUUAUACCACAUCGCCCAGAAUGAUUCUCCGCUGCUCCAGUCCAGUCACUGGUCUGAAUAUUUCCGGAACUUUGUGGAUUCGUGCCUGCAGAAGAUCCCCCAGGACCGCCCAACCUCUGAUGUGCUGCUCAAGCAUCGCUUCCUCUUGAGGGAACGUCCCCAGACAGUUAUCAUGGACCUGAUCCAGCGAACCAAGGAUGCUGUGAGGGAGCUGGACAACCUGCAGUACCGCAAGAUGAAGAAAAUCCUUUUCCAGGAGGCACAGAAUGGCCCAAAUGCAGAGGCACCAGAAGAGGAGGAGGAGGUGGAGCAGUUUCUCCACCGUACAGGCACCAUCAACAGCAUGGAGAGUAGCCAUUCGGUGCCCAGCAUGUCCAUCAGCGCUAGCAGCCAGAGCAGCAGCGUCAACAGCCUGGCGGAUGCCUCUGAUGACGACGAUGGGGCUGAGAUUGCCAUGAUGCAGGAAGGCGAGCACACAGUCACCUCCAACAGCUCCGUCAUCCAUCGCCUUCCGGGCCACGACAACCUGUACGAUGACCCGUACCAGCCUGAGAUGGAGCCCCAGAGCUCAUCAUCAGCUGCCCGGCGCCGUGCCUACUGCCGCAACCGGGACCACUUUGCGACCAUCCGUACAGCUUCUCUGGUGACUCGCCAGAUCCAGGAGCACGAGCAAGACUCGGCGCUGCGGGACCAGAUGAGCGGCUACAAGCGGAUGCGGCGUCAGCACCAGAAGCAGCUGCUGGCUCUGGAGAACAAGCUCCGUGCGGAGCUGGACGAGCACCAGCUGCGGCUCGACAAGGAGCUGGAGGCCCAUCGCAGCAACUUCUCUGCUGAGGCUGAGAAACUGGCCAAGAAGCACCAAGCUAUAUUUGAGAAGGAGGCAAAGGCAGCCCUGGCUGAGGAGAAGAAGUUUCAGCAACAUAUCUUGGGCCAGCAGAAAAAGGAGUUGGGCAACUUGCUGGAGUCGCAGAAGCGGCAGUAUAAGCUACGCAAGGAGCAACUUAAAGAGGAGCUGCAGGAGAAUCAGAGCACACCCAAGCGGGAGAAGCAAGAGUGGCUGCUGAGGCAGAAGGAGAACAUGCAGCACUACCAAGCAGAGGAAGAGGCCAACCUUCUGCGCCGCCAGCGGCAGUACUUUGAGCUGCAGUGCCGCCAGUACAAGCGCAAGAUGCUGCUGGCCCGCCACAACUUGGACCAGGACCUGUUGCGAGAGGAGCUAAACAAAAAGCAGACCCAGAAGGACCUGGAGUGCGCCAUGCUUCUGCGCCAGCACGAAUCCACACAGGAACUGGAGUUCCGGCACCUGCACACCGUCCAGCGCACCCGCACGGAGCUCACCCGCCUGCAGCACCAAACAGAGCUCUCCAACCAGCUGGAGUACAACAAGCGCCGGGAGCAGGAGCUGCGCCAGAAACACGCCAUGGAGGUCCGGCAGCAGCCUAAGAGCCUCAAAUCCAAGGAGCUGCAAAUUAAAAAGCAGUUCCAGGACACCUGCAAGAUCCAGACACGACAAUACAAGGCCCUCCGCAACCACCUCUUGGAGACCACCCCGAAGAGCGAGCACAAAGGCAUCCUCAAGCGCCUGAAGGACGAGCAGACCCGCAAGCUGGCCAUCCUAGCUGAGCAGUACGACCACAGCAUCAAUGAAAUGCUCUCCACCCAGGCUCUGCGGUUGGACGAGACGCAGGAGGCAGAAUACCAGGUCCUGCGGAUGCAGCUGCAGCAAGAGCUGGAGCUGCUCAACGCCUAUCAGAGCAAAAUCAAGAUCCACACCGAGGCGCAGCAUGAACGGGAGAUCAAGGAGCUGGAGCAGAGGGUAUCCAUCCGCCGGGCACUGCUGGAGCAAAGGAUCGAGGAGGAGAUGUUGGCCUUGCAGAACGAGCGAUCUGACCGCAUCCGGAGCCUCUUGGAGCGCCAAGCCCGGGAGAUUGAGGCCUUCGACUCGGAGAGCAUGCGCCUGGGCUUCAGCAACAUGGCGCUCACAGGCAUUCCAGCUGAAGCCUUCAACCAAGGCUACACUGCCCCCCCUCAGCCCUGGCCCUCCCGCCCCGUCCCCCGCAGCGGCUCCCACUGGAGCCACGGCGUCCAGAACACAGCCGGGGCCCCCCACGCGUGGCGGCAGCCCCCCAUGCUUGCCCCGCCCCCUUCGGCUUGGCUCCACCCUCCUUCCUCCUCCCCUUCCUCCUCCUCCUCCUCCACGUCAUCCGCCCCUGGGGGCCGCUCCAAUGUGGUCAUGCUGAGGAACAGCCCCCAGCCGCUGCGGCGCACAGCUUCUGGAGGCCAGUCGGACCAGGGCAUCAGCCGCUCGGCCAGCGUCACCUCCCACAUCCUCAACGGGUCGCACUUCUCCUACUCGUGAGGCGCUGGGGAGAGAACAGGGAAACUUUGCUGGAGGGAGACGGGGGAAUUGGCUGGUGGAAAGGGGGAGGGGAGGAGGAGGAGGCAGGGGGGCGGCGCGUUUGCCGGGGCUCAGCAAGCUAGAACUGGGAGAAACCGAACCGCAGUGUGAAGGCUCCUCAGUCGUCAUCUGUGGCCUUUGACUUGCCACCCACCUUGCAAGCGCAGAGACACAGAAGAUUGGACUGUGCGGCGGAAGGUUGCACUCAUGCCCUCUGGAGCAUGGCUGGGGCCUCCUCCUCAGAUCGUGGUUUCCUAUCCCCCGCCAAAUGGAUGGAGACACCGAAGCUUGUGAACGUGACGUUGGCAAUCGGUUUUUUGCGUCCCUGGUGGUUGUCAGCCGCUUCCCCCAGCGUUGCCACAAUCUGUAGAUGGAGAGAGGCAGAGAGCGGUGCCCCGGCAGCGGAGGCUAAAUUGUGUCUUCAGGAUGUGGCUGAAUAUUCCCAGGACGAGGGGCGGGUGGGGAGAAAGGCCCCCCACAUCGCAGCAAAUCCAGAAUUCUUGAUUGUGCAUCCAUAGCUUGCCCCACGCGCUGCAAUCAGAGCUGAUGCGCUCGGGAGAGCCUGUUCUGUGUCUCCUGCAUCAUGGUUCCUUUCAAUCAGUUCAGGCAGUGAGAGAGAGAGAGAAAUUAAAUUAACGGGCGUGGAUUUUGGGAGAACCCUGGAUUGCCAUUGGUGGCGGCCGAUCGGUGCAUGCAUAGAAUUACCAGAUUGACAGUGAAAGAACUUUGCCUCCUUCCUGAGGCCUGGACAGUGGCUUCUGAUCCUGCCCGAGUUCACAGGCGACCAUAACCGAAAUCCGUUGUUUCUGGACCGUUCUCAGCUCCCGGAACCUUCCUUACCUCACCACAGUCUGUGGCUGGAGAAGGAAUUGUAAAUUGCAAGCUGCUCUGGGCUCUUUAUCUGCAUCGUCCCAUUUCUCACAGAGGCUGCCUCCUCCAGCUCCUCCUGUCACAGCGCCAGGCUGGUCCCACGGGAUGGAGCAGGGACUGAGGUUCCGGAACCAGGCCUCGCGUUCCUGUCAUGAACCAGAAUGUAGAUUUUAAACGGUGCCCUCUACAUACCCGCCCCAUAUGUCUGUUUUGAGACGCGGAUUUAAGCCCAUGCCAGCCCAGGGAUCUGUUUUUGUGUUAAUACUCACCACCUUACCCACAUGGAUUACGUCUCUUUCCCCCCUCUGAAGGAAAGACCGCCCCACCACUCUUGCCACCCAGAGGGACUUUGAAUGGCAGGCCUCCCUCUGCCACCUGGUCCUGAGCAUUAAAUUUAGUUUCCUGGCCCAGCCACAACCUCUGGAAGGUCAGGCUCGCUCCCUGGCCGAGGGCCUCGGAGGGUCACUUGCUUCCGUUGCACCCGGUUGCUCCCUUAAGCCACCUCCUCCUCCCAGAAACCACCGUGCCCCCCCUCCUAAUUUGCCUCCUGUCAUCCCCGUUGUCCUCCAGCCACUUCUCAGCAUCGCUCCCAUGCACCCCACCUGCCCAGUUUAGACUCGCCAGAUCUGCAGCCCUGAGUUCGUAUUUGCAUGCAGGAGAUCGGCUGCAGAAUCUGAGUGCCCAGCAGAAUGAAGGACACCUGUCGGUUCAGAAGCCACCUUCAACCCAUCUCCUUCCUAUACAUUCUCCCCACCCCCAGAACCAUUCCUGCCCCCUGGAAAAAACUUAUUUGGUUACAUAAUACCCAGUAUGAACAAACCCCACGGCCGGCUACCCAGGGUUUGGGAUCAGGGUCAGCCUGUCUGAAUCGGCAAACUAUAUAUCUGUGGCCAGUUGCCCUCCUCUCCUCCUCCUCCUGUACUUAAGCACCAAACCUCUGCUGGAAAAUGGGCCCCUAGUUCCUCUAGAGCUAUAAUUUAUCUGAAUCAGACCCACAUAUCCCACCAGUUGAUGGAGAACACUUCCGGAAGCCCCCGGGGUGGUUUGCCCAGCUAAGAGGAAGGGGAGUUUUGCAAGUGGGCUGUUUCAACUCUGGCCAGCUAAAGGAGAACCUGGGGGGGGGGCAUUUUGCAUGUUCAAAGCUCUUCUGAGUUGGGGGCCCAAUUGGGAGGGGCGGCAUCAUGUUGAAAUCAUGUAUGAUAACUCUUGUGCAAAGUCAGCUUUCAGAGGUUGGUCUUCCCCUUUUCGUUUUGUUCUGAACCAUCGCUCAAAGUUUUCACCAUGUAGGGAGGAAUGCUAGAUUCUUGGCCCCAGCAGGUGAAGAGCUGUGAUCAAACUGUACCAUUUGAACCCAUAUUUUAAAAAAUACCCCUGCUGCUUACGUGAAAAUUGGAAGCUGGGAAGAUGUUCUCUAGGGUAGCCUUCUCCUGGCACACUGGCUUUGUUAAAUGCAUAGCUGUUUCUUGUUUCCCGUUUGGAAGCAUUUGGCCAUGUUGGCUCUCUGAAGUGGGACAGUGUAGGAAGUUCUACCAGCUGCUUGUGUGAAUUAAGCCCAAGGAUCAGCCAGCAGUCUUGGCAUUACAUUGACUGUACAAAAGGAGCCACAUAAACCCCUUUUUUUCAGGAAGAUUGAGGAAAUCCAAGCUUUCUUCUUUUGAAACGUGAAACAAAACUUCCACAUCUCACAAAUCCCUCCUAGAGACCAGGGCAAACUUUUUUUUAAUCUCAUAGGUAGAGCACGCAGUUCUGGAAACCAUUUCUCACUAGUGAUGGAAGGAAAGUCCGAAGGGUUGUGUGUGGAAGCGAAGGAGAGCCGCAUGUUCCAGGAAAGCAGAAAUGGGUUACGGAAUUAUCGCAAGUAGUAAAACGAGCCAGGAAAGAUCUUGAAGUAGAAAUUUUCCAUCUGUUGGCGGGAAAUGUGGUGUAGUCCUUCUUUAUCUGUGGAAGACAUUGUAGUUUCUUAGGUUCCCGCCUCCCGCCCUCAUAUUUGGGCCAGGAACUGAAUCAUUUUUUUCCAUUGUAAGCAGCUGAAGUAAGUCUUGUCCUUUACAACACACAACCCUAUUAAAAUCCCCCUCCUUCCUCAACAAACGCUGCUGCCCACCCCUGUCCCCCAUCCACCCAACCCCAAGGGCACUGGUUUGGCUACAACCAUAAAAUUAUCCUAUCUAAACUUCUCAGACUUCUCCCAGAACCCUCUUCAAGUUCCUCAAGCUAAUUUUGUGAUUGAACAAGGCCACUGUUUUAAACCAGAGGGGUUGGGGGUGGGUGGGAGGGGAGAACUGAAUGGGAUCUUUUGUUACUUCAAGGUGUUCAGUUAGUGAUUUCUGCCUGCCUGGGAUUGGGAAAUGGGGUUUUGGGUGGGCUGGAGGGGCUUGAUGUAUUAUAAUAAUUAAUCCUUUUGCUUUAAAAAAAAUAUUUCUGUUUUUUGGUGCCAUAACUUUCCCCAUGUACAGUUUACCUCUUCCAGUCUUUUUCUUUUCUCUUUUUGCGCUUUCCUCCCCUCCCCCUCCCCAGUUUUUUUCCUGUCUCCCUCUGUGUGGGUGAUUAAAAACUAAUGUGAGUGUGUGUA